This is a messenger RNA of Ipomoea nil (Japanese morning glory), 1971 nucleotides long. RefSeq names its product probable polygalacturonase. Lineage: Eukaryota; Viridiplantae; Streptophyta; Magnoliopsida; Solanales; Convolvulaceae. The transcript has 7 exons. Gene Ontology annotation, biological process: carbohydrate metabolic process. The record is from RefSeq and is a predicted model, not a curated record. Gene Ontology annotation, molecular function: polygalacturonase activity. The coding region runs from base 248 to 1615 and encodes 455 amino acids.
AUCUUAAUUGCCACUCGAUCACUCGGUCGUUCCUUUUUUCCUUGUCGUCAAUAGCAAUAGCACCGAUAUCAUAAAAUUACAAGCGCCCUCUCUUCUUCUUCUUCUUCACUCUGCUCGAAAGUGUUUGAAGCUUCUUAUAGGGCGGUGGGGGACUGACUUUUUUGACUGCUCAAUGGGAGAAGAAGAGAGAAAUCCCAUGAAGGCGCUAGUAAAUUGGAGGCUCUGUGAUUGAAAUUGACUUCAGAACAUGGUAUUACUGAUUUUGAUAUUGUUGCUGAAUAAAGGCGUAGAACACACUGAAGCUCAAUUCGAGGGAGAAUGCAAGUUGAAUAAACCUUUGAAACCCAGACCUCACAGUGUGUCAGUAUUGGAGUUUGGGGCUGUGGGGGAUGGGAAAACAUUAAAUACUGUAGCGUUUCAGAAUGCCAUAUUUUAUCUCAAGUCCUUCACGGACAAGGGUGGGGCACAGCUCUAUGUUCCAGCAGGCAAGUGGCUGACGGGAACUAUUGAUCUCACUAGUCACCUCACACUCUUCUUGGAGAAAGAUGCCAUUAUUCUUGGAUCAGAGGAUUACAGUCAUUGGGAAGUAGUUGGUCCCUUGCCAUCUUAUGGGAGAAGUAUUGAGGUACCCGGUGGAAGAUAUCGCAGCUUGAUUACCGGAAGCAAUGUGACAGAUGUCGUGAUAACAGGCAAUAAUGGAACUAUUGACGGGCAGGGUGCCGUGUGGUGGGAACAGUUUGAUCAGCAUGCCUUGAAUUACAGUCGCCCCCAUCUCGUGGAAUUCAUCAGUUCUAGUCAUGUUGUUAUUUCAAACUUGACCUUUUUGAAUGCUCCUGCUUGGAACAUUCGUCCCGCAUAUUGCAGUAAUGUGCUUGUUCAGAACAUAACGGUUCAUUCUCCAUCCAAGUCACCAUACACUAAUGGCAUCGUCCCAGAUUCUUCCAACCAUGUCUGCAUUGAAAAUAGCAACAUUAGCAUGGGUCAGGACGCUAUUGCGCUCAAAAGUGGUUGGGAUGAGUAUGGAAUUGCCUAUGGGAAACCUACUGAAAAUGUCCACAUUCGAGACGUUCGAUUGCAGUCUACUGAGGGGGCUGGCGUGGCGUUUGGUAGUGAAAUGUCGGGUGGAAUCUCAAAUGUACUUGUAGAGAAUCUUUUAGUUCACGAAUCACUUGUGGGGAUUGAAUUGAAGACGGCUAGAGGAAGGGGCGGUUAUAUCCAGGGUGUUAUUUUGUCGGGUGUGGAAAUGGAAAAUGUUUCGGUGGGAAUCAAAGCCACGGGUUACGUUGACACACAUCCGGAUGACAACUUUGACCCUAACGCAUAUCCUGUGGUCAGCAAUAUCACCUUCAAGGACAUAGUUGGAACAAAUAUCUCAACAGCCGGGAAUUUCACUGGAUUACCCGAAUCUCCCUUCACCUCGAUAUGCCUCUCGGAUAUCUACUUCUCCAUUUCGCCCGACACUUCAACACCGCAAUGGGUAUGCUACGCUGUGUCGGGUGUUUCUUCAAAUGUCUCGCCCGAGCCUUGCUCAGAGCUUCAGAACCCGAUUUCUGGUACAUAUUCAACAACUUACACCUCCCUUUUGCGUCCAUUCACUCAAGUUGCAAUCCUUUAAUCAUCCUCCCAAGUUAUACACUUUCUAUUUGUUGAAUCUGCACAAUGAGAUGAAAUUCUUUGCUGGUGUAUACUCGAAAUAAAACGUGAAUCAGUAAAGCUCGGGCAAGCAAAAUUCUUGACGUUGCAGAUCAUCACCUGUGUACAGCAUCGGUUCUUUGUUCAUGUAAGAAAAGUUUUGGUAGCGCGAAGUUCAUUCAGAUAUUUGUUCCUGUCCAUUUAUUUAUUUCCAGCUUUUAGUCAUUUAUUUCACAUUGUUAAUUUGAGCACUGGAACAGCUCAAAGAUUUGUCAGGUGAAAGGGGUGUUAUAGUGAAGUGAUAUUGUUGCAAUAAAACUGCCAUCUUGUGAGAAUCUA